Messenger RNA from Helobdella robusta, 2226 nucleotides. RefSeq lists its product as hypothetical. NCBI's taxonomy places the organism in Eukaryota, Metazoa, Annelida, Clitellata, Rhynchobdellida, Glossiphoniidae. Bases 1 to 1722 code for a protein of 573 amino acids. Gene Ontology annotation, cellular component: endosome; lysosomal membrane; trans-Golgi network. Gene Ontology annotation, molecular function: 1-phosphatidylinositol 4-kinase activity. The transcript is spliced from 12 exons. Gene Ontology annotation, biological process: Golgi organization; phosphatidylinositol phosphate biosynthetic process; endosome organization. The record is from RefSeq and is a predicted model, not a curated record.
AUGGAGACAGGCAAGAAUGAGAAUGAUGGUAAUGUUAUUGACCAACCCCCUGAAAGUUUGUUAAUCGAUUUUGGUACAAACGAACUCGAAACUGAGAACGUGUCUCCAGUGAAUCCUUCAACAUUCAAUCAGUUGCAUCCACAUCCUCAACAACAACAACAACAACAACUGAACCAACUUCACCAUGCACUGACCAUCACAACUGACAUCUGUACCCACCAAUCAGUAAUAGCGACUGACCACCACCCAACGACAGCUAACAAUCGUGACGCCGGAGAGUACACACCCUUAUUAGGCAGAACAGAUGACCUCCACAACUUUCACAACUAUUUCCCCGACGAUCCGGAAUACACUGCCAUCUUGAACGACAUAGAAAUCGCAAUAGACAAAGGAUAUUAUCCUCAAAGAAUUAUUCAAGGGUCUAGUGGGAGUUAUUUCGUCAAGAAUUCACAAGGGAAAAUCGUCGGGGUCUUCAAACCAAAAGACGAAGAGCCAUACGGCCACCUAAAUCCAAAAUGGACGAAAUGGAUGCAGAAGAUGUGCUGCCCAUGUUGUUUCGGGCGGGGCUGCCUAAUCCUAAAUCAGGGAUAUCUCUCGGAAGUGGGCGCCAGUCUCGUUGACAGGAAGUUGGGGCUGGAUAUCGUGCCUAAAACUAGAGUCGUCAGGUUAGCCAGUAAGACCUUCAACUACAGCGCAAUAGAUAGGGCCAAAUCAAAAACGAAAACGAACCUAAAUGAAAAAUUCCCACAUCUAGGAAAAAAAUUUCAUCGCCUGGGUCUGCCUUUGAAGACUGGUUCUCUGCAGUUAUUUGUUGACGGUUUCAAGGAUGCCGAUUUCUGGCUUAGAAAGUUCGAUCAGGAACCUUUGACAGAAAGUGUGAAAAUGAAGUUUCAACAUCAAUUUGAGCGACUCGUCAUUCUUGAUUACAUAAUUAGGAAUACUGACAGAGGAAAUGAUAAUUGGCUGGUAAGGUACGACUCUCCAGAUAUAUCAGCCAAUCAAAAUCAUGCAGACGGUGACGACUGGAACGUUGUCACGGAUCCAGAGAUCAAAGUGGCCGCCAUAGACAACGGAUUAGCCUUCCCAUUCAAACAUCCGGACGAAUGGAGAGCUUAUCCAUACAACUGGGCUUGGCUACCGAUAGCUCGGGUUCCAUUUUCCGAAGAGACUAAGACUCAAUUCCUACCUCUGCUUUCCGAUAUGAAUUUUGUGCAAAGUCUUUGUGAAGAUAUCUACGAGCUGUUCAGCGAGGACAAAGGAUUUGACAAGAAAACAUUCUUCAAGCAGAUGAGCGUGUUGAGGGGGCAGAUUCUAAACCUCACUCAGGCCCUCAAAGACGGCAAAUCACCACUUCAACUGGUUCAAAUGCCAGUGGUAGUAAUAGAAAGAAGGCGAUUGGUCUACAGCCGAGGUAUAUUUUCAAGAGUUGGCAGAGCUAAAAAUAGAACCGCCAAUAGAAAUAGCAGGAGAAGGAAAAUGCUAGCCAAUCAGAACGCAGCAGCAACGAGCGCUUCAGAUGCCGCAGCUGCUAGGCCAGAAGCUAUCGAAGCUGUUGAAGCAGUCGGUUACCACAACAACGAUGCUAUUAGUGGCACACACCAUGAUAAUGAUGACGUAGAUUUUGAAGGUCAUGAUGACGAUGACGACGACGACGGCGUUGAUGAUGACGACGCUUACCUGCAGAAGGUCAAUGUGAGGUCUCCAUUUUUUUCGUGGUGUUGAUGUUUGACCCUUUUUAACCUUUGACCUUUGGUCGGGACGAUGUGGAGUUGGUGUGAUGAGAAACGAAUGUCGAUUGGGGCGGCGAAUUGUUGAUGAUAAUUUAGAAUGUUGAUGAUGCUGAUGACGAUGAUGACCUCUAGACGGUUAUCAUGUAAAACGUGAAAUGAACUCUUGUCAAGUGAUCCUGUUUGAACGCGAGAAAGACAUUGCUUGCCUCCAUAUUUUUGCCGUACAUGCUUUUAUAAUUACAAUGUCUGUAUGUUUGUACGUGUAUAUGUAUGUGUAUAUGUACGUACGUAUGUGUAUUAGUAACGUAUGUAUGUGUAUAUGUGUGUAUGUAUAUACUCUUCAUUGAUUUCAAUGCCACUUAUCUAUUUAUUCAUUCAUUUAUCGUUCUUUGAUGGCCAUUCGUCUGUAAUUCGUUCGUCUAACCAUCAUAACUACUACUGUCACAACUAUUCACUAUAUAAAUAUACAUACAUACACACACACACAUAUAUAUAU